AUAUGUGUGGUCACGUCACCGUCUGAAAAUAAUCACCGUCGUAAGAAAAAUCGGUCUGAAUAGUUCUCUCAUAUUUCUCAUAAAAUUUCGACAAUAAAUUAAAAAAUGGAGAAGACUAAUCUGAGUUCGUCGGGUGUGGGUCUUCCACCCUUACGAAGUCUUGACGACUUCAUUCUGGAAUCUGCUCGCUUCCAAAUUCCGAACUUUAAAGACCUCGACAAGUGGAAUAACAGGGUUGUACAAAAUUUACUUUACUACCAGACCAACUACUUCUUCAUGGCCAUCGUAAUUUUCCUGAUCGUUGGGUUAAUUCAUCCCGGCAAAAUGCUCCUGGGGAUGAUAGCAAUGGCAGUUGUUCUCGCGAUUUUUGCGUACAUGUCGACCGAGGGUAGAGCGAUUCAUAAUUUCAAGAAAAAGAAUCCCUUGGCUGGAUUGAUUGUCAUCGUCUUUGGAACUACCUUUGUUGCGUAUACCCUGGGCUCUCUUCUCGUCUUCUUCAUUGGCAUUCUCUUGCCUUUCUGUGUUACGUUCAUCCACGCUUCUUUGAGAUUGCGGAGCAUCAAGAACAAAGUAGUAAAUAAAAUCGAAGGAAUUGGACUGAGACGCACACCGAUGGGUGUUUUCUUGGAGCAGUUUGACGACGUUAGCGGCAUUAGAUUACGAGCUCAACCGAGUUACACGCUAAAACCACAACAUUAAUCAGCUUGAAGCACACAAAAUCGUCCCUCAAUUCUCCGACAUCCAAAUUAUUUUUAUAUUAAUAUUUCUGCUCUAUGCAGAUUUACGUGAUAGUCCAAUUUAGUUGAGAUACUUCCUGGCUCCAAAUAAUGCUUCAUCGAUUCACAGAUUGUGAUAACCGUAAUACUAAUCCGACCCAAUUUAUUUAAAUUCAUAAGCAAAUAUUUAUCUAGCCUAUCGCAAUAUUCUUUGUGAAUACGUUCAUAUUUUUUCGUUCUCCAAUUACUGUUGAAUUUAUUGUCAGAUUGUAUAUAGUAUGAAUUUAAUGGUUGAUUAAUGUGUCGUACACAUUUUACUGAAUUAUUGUUUCUUCAUUAUGAGAUGUUACUUGUAUAUUAUAAUUACUCAUUAUACCAAAUAAAUUAUAAGUAUUUCUACGAGUUCGGAGAAAUUCAA
This is a messenger RNA of Fopius arisanus, 1134 nucleotides long. It is a transcript of the gene Jwa, whose product is annotated as PRA1 family protein Jwa. The record is from RefSeq and is a predicted model, not a curated record. The transcript is spliced from 4 exons. The coding region runs from base 106 to 699 and encodes 197 amino acids. Lineage: Eukaryota; Metazoa; Arthropoda; Insecta; Hymenoptera; Braconidae. Gene Ontology annotation, cellular component: membrane.